This is a messenger RNA of Fusarium keratoplasticum, 5160 nucleotides long. RefSeq lists its product as uncharacterized. The coding region runs from base 1 to 5160 and encodes 1719 amino acids. The record is from RefSeq and is a predicted model, not a curated record. The transcript has 2 exons. NCBI's taxonomy places the organism in Eukaryota, Fungi, Ascomycota, Sordariomycetes, Hypocreales, Nectriaceae.
AUGGCUCAGCACAUGAGCUGGUCAGCCUUGCUGACAAUAGCAGCUUUGGCUAUUUCAGCCUCUGCAUCUACCAUCCCGCGCCAAAACCAUCCUGACACACUCUUCUCCCGACAGGGACUCUAUGGCGGUGGAUGUCCCCUCCCUGAUGUCUGCACCUGGGGAAGCUGCACCAAUGUGACCAUUGGGCUCGAUCCAAGGGAGUGUGGAAAGUCGGACAAUCCAUGUGAACCCGGAGAGAUUUGUGUUGCCGGGCAAUGUUACCCCCUCGAUCUUGGAUCGAACGACGUGGACCACAAGAACUGCAGCAAUUCCACCAGCUCCCAGCUUUGUCUGCCUGGUCAGUGGUGCAAUAAAGGCAAAUGCGAUCCGAUCCAGAUCCUCGCUGAUUCUCGUUACUGCGGAAAUGGUCAAAAGCCUUGUCGUCCGGGAUCGCUCUGUGUCAAUGGCAGAUGUCAGAAGAUUGAUAUUGGAUCUGACCCGUCUUCAUGCGGACCCCUGAACAAGACCUGCGGCCCUGGAAACUGGUGCCUCGACGGCAGCUGCCAACCAUUCGUUCUGGGAACAAAUGUGCAAGCUUGCAACCAGAGUAUCCAGUGCCCACUUGGCUCGUCAUGUCAACAGGGUUGGUGCCGCCAAGUGUUCAUCGGAACCGACCCCUUCAACUGCGGCGAGGGACUUGGCAAGAAGAACUGUACUUCUGGACAGCUCUGCGUCUCGGGAAGCUGCAAGUCUCUGAACUUUACCUCUGAAGCGGCUCAGAACAAGACUUGCGGAUCUUCCAAAAAGCGUUGUGAGCCUGGUAACUUUUGCUGGAAGAACAAGUGUCUGCCUAUUCACAUCUCCGCCGACCUCUCACAGUGUGGCAGCGACGGAAAGCCAUGCAAUAGCAGUCAAGUGUGCGUAUCCGGACGUUGUAUCGGCAACUUGACGCACCCAUGGGAUAUCCCGACGAUUGGCUGUGGCAGCAGUGGUGCUGUUGGUCUUGGAGGCCCUGGUGGUCGCCUUCCUGGGCAGGGGGGAGCCGGACAACGGCAAGGGGGUGCUGGUGAGCAAGACGGCAGCAGCUCAUCGGGUCAAGGCCAGGCCGGAGGUCAAGGAGAUGGUAGCGGAUCAUCUGGUCAGGGCAACGGUGAUGAUGACUCGGGCAAUCAGCAAUCUGGAGGCCAGUCCAGUGGCAGUGGCUCGUCCGACUCCAGCCAAGGUGCAGGAGACAACGGUGGCUCUGAUGGGAGUCAGUCUGGCGGUCAAGGUGGCGGCUCCUCAGCUCAGGGAACAGGCAAUGAUGGAUCCGGGUCUGGACAACCUGGGGGCGGUCAAGGCGCUUCCGGCAACGGCGGCCAAGGCGGCAACGGAGAUGCCACUGGGGGUCAGAGUGACCAGGGAGGUCAAUCAGGCCCAGGUGGUGGUGCUUCAGGUGAUGCCUCGGGAGGGCAAUCUGGCCCAGGAUCCCAGGGCGCCAGCUCGACUGGCUCAGGCAACAAUUCUGGAAGUCAAUCUGGCUCGUCUGGAGAUGGUUCUGGUGGCGACAGCCAAAACGGCCCGGGAGGGUCUGGCUCAGACGGCAGCGGCUCUGAUGGAGCCAACAACUCCUCAGACGGAGACAGAAAUGCUGAUGGGGGUAACUCCUCUGGCGGCAGUGGCAGCAAUGAUGGCAAUGGCUUGCCUGACGGAUCCUCCGACAAUGGGAACCAAUCUGGCCAGGGAGGGCCCGGCUCGAACGGAUCUGGCUCGCAAGGAACUGGGUCUGGGGACAACAACGGCCAGUCUGCCAAUAAUGGAGGAUCGGGGGGUGCCUCUUCUGGAGGGAGUGGCUCAGGAAGCAACUCUGACGGGAGUGGAGGCUCUGGCGACAGGGGAGACGGCUCUUCUGGAUCUGGCUCAGGAUCUGGUUCUGGGUCUGGGUCUGGUUCAGGGGAUGGCGUUGCUCCGGAUCAGAGUGGAGGAGCUCCAGGUGCCGGCUCUUCUGGAGAUGACUCCUCCGGUGGCGGCUCUCCAGGUGAUGGCUCUUCCGGAUCUAAUUCGGGAGGUGGUAAUUCGUCUCCUGAUCAGAGUGGGAGAGUUCAGGGCACCAGUUCUUCUGAUGAUGGCUCAUCUGAUGGGGGCUCUUCUGGAAAUGGCUCUUCUGGAAAUGGUUCUUCUGGAAAUGGUUCUUCUGGAAGUGGCUCUUCUGGAGAUGGAUCAGGAGAUGACGGUUCAGACCAGAGCGGGAGAGUUCAGGGCAGCGGCUCUUCAGGCGAUGACUCUGGGGAAGAUUCAUCCUCAGGCAACGGUUCAUCGGGCAACGGACCCGGAGGCUCAUCAUCAUCAGGAGCCGGAUCCGAGUCUGGAGGCAGCGGCUCAGGAGGAACGGAGAACCCGGACGGCAGCGACUCAAGCGGUGGUUCAAAUGGCAGCUCAGGGAGUGGCUCGAAUGGCGGUUCCAACGGAGGCUCGGGCGGAGGUUCAGGCGGCUCUAACGGCGCCUCCAACGGCGGGUCGGGCGGGAACUCAAAUGGCAGCUCGGGCGGAGGCUCGAAUGGAGGCUCGAAUGGCGGUUCCAACGGUGGUUCCAGCGGAGGCUCAGGGGGAGGUUCGGGCGGCUCUAACGGAAGCUCUGGAGGCGGAUCAAACCCUGGUGGCUCUGGGUCUGGAAAUGGAAACACCGGCGGCACCGGCGGCACCGGCUCAGGGAAUGGAUCAAACAACGGGGGAGGAGCAAAUCUUCCCUGCUCUGACGAUUCCGAAUGCUUGUCUCAAAGUUGCGUGGAUGGCAACUGCCGCCCUGUUGGGGUGCAGGGUUUCGGUGGAUGUGAGGGAGUCACGUGCGGCGCAGAGGAAAUCUGCUAUGAUGGAAGCUGCCGCCGUUUGACAGACCCUACCAACUGUGCCGGAACGUCAUGCCAGAGCGGCCAAGUAUGCGUCGACACUCAGGGCUGCCUCCCAGGAAGCGCUCUCUGCGGGUCGUCUGUCUGCGGAAACGGAGAGAGAUGCCAGGAUCAAGUAUGCGUGAGGUCGUUGGGCCCUGGAACUGAUGACGGUGACAAUGGGGACGACGGGGACAACGGUUCCAAUGGCCCAACUACUGCCAACCCAGGUGGCAAUACAGGUUCCGGAAACGGGAACCCUUCUGGAGGUUCAAGAACUUCCCAAUCUUCGGGACAGACCAACAACUUGUCGGUAAGCGGUCAAGUGACAGCCUCUCCAACUUCAACACCGCCGGUUAUCGCUUGUACCACCGAUUCGGACUGUUUCGGAGGUUUUUGCAAGAACAACCGUUGCGAAAGUCCCCUAUUGACGCCAUGCAUCGAUGAUUCCGACUGUGCAGCAGAUGAGCGAUGCCGUAGCAACCUCUGCUUCCCAGAAGACCCACGUACAGGUCCUUCGAAUGGCAAUGGACUCGGAACGACUGGAGCAGCAACCGGCCCGAGUUCAUUGACCAGAGACACAGCCGUGGCGUCGGCUACACGAACCCAAGCAACAUCGCAACAAAACAAUCCAUCUCGGACUACCAACCCGGCGGCGGCGGCCACGACAUCUGGGGUGAGAGGCAAUGUUGAAGGAUUCGACAGCUGCGACGUCGAUACAGACUGUCAAAGUUCAGAAGACACGUGCCUCCAAGGGCGCUGCGUUCCUGGUAGCGGUACUCCCUGCUCCAUCAACUCUGAUUGCUUGGAGGAGGAGAUCUGCCGCGAUUCCAUAUGCGUCAUCGGAGUCAGAUGUAUCACGGAUGAAGAUUGCUCGGUAGAAGGGUUCACCGGGAUCUGUGAAAACGGUGUUUGCUCUAAUAUCCGACCACAAGGGUGUUCUGAGGAUAUUGAAUGCUUGGAUGAUGAGCUUUGCUUGGAUAGCCUCUGCGUCCUCGUGGGACCUGUGGCGGCGUCUUCAACUGAAGACUCUGGUUCGGUAGGACCUGGUCAGUCAACAGCUGGCAAUCCAUCAGCCAACCCGUCAACCGGUAACCCCUCCAGCACGAAUCCUUCGACGGGGGCGACACAAGGUGGCACCGGGUCUGCGGGUACGGGCGCAACCAACACUGGCUCAACAGCGGCCUCAGCUGGACAAACCGGAACUGGCACGGGCAACUCUCAAACGAAUACCGGCAACUCUCAAGCAAAUACCGACGACCCUGAUGGCACCGCGACCGAUACCGAGCCCAGUCCCACUACCACAGACGACGGCAUAGUGCAAAUCGGUUGCGUGACGGACUCCGAUUGCUUGGCCUCCAGUGCAUGCCCCCCUGGGCGCUGUGUGUGCAUUCAGUCAACUUGUCAGCAAGUCACAAGCUUGACUUCUAUUCCUGGGACCAGCGCAGGUCAAACUGGAGCGACCUCUGGUGGAGGCGGAACGGGGCAAUCUCAAGGCCAAUCUACCGACACCAUAGCAAGUGGAACUGGAUCGGGUGACAACCAGCCAUCUACAACAAGUGACCUCCCUGUGGAGACAAACGACCUCGUCCCCUGCAGCGUGGAUGCCGAUUGCUUUGGGGUGACUGGAGGGCUUUGUGCACUUUCGAUCUGUAUCUGCUUGGAUUUACUAUGCCAGCCAGACCCCGGGGCUCUCGAACCGACUGCGGAGACAACCAACGCUGGAACUGGACCUGCCCCAGGAGGUGUUGAUACCACAUCUUCGGCAGUAUCCCCUACUGACACGACUUCUCUGACACCUUGUUCCGUGGACAGCGAUUGUAUCGUCGACAUCUCGCUUUGUGUUGUUGGGGGAUUGAACGUGUGCGGCUGUAUCAACACGGUAUGUGUCCGGAGGACAGACCCUGGCAACACUGAAGACGGCGAGCCUGGUGCAACAACGUCUACUCUUGGGACAGUCGGGCCCGAUACCAUUACCGAAGAUACACUCAUUCCUACGAGUUUUAUCACUCAGGUCACAACUGCAACCUCGGAUGUGGUUGAACCUACAGAUCCGGCAUCACAGUUCCCAUGCUCUACAGACUCUGACUGUCUACUAAACACUGAUGUUCAGGCUUGUGUUUUGGGACUGUGCAUUUGCGUCAACCUCUUAUGCCAGGAGAUGACGGCCCAGCCCACGGCAUGCACGGCGGAUUCUGACUGCUCGGGAGGUCAGGUCUGCGAAUCCAACAUAUGCGGGGCCAGAUUUGUGGCUCGAACAUCUGCACUGAUCCGCCAUCUCAAUCUCCAUGCACUACAGAUGCUGACUGUCUGCUGA